Messenger RNA from Acanthosepion pharaonis, 609 nucleotides. NCBI's taxonomy places the organism in Eukaryota, Metazoa, Mollusca, Cephalopoda, Sepiida, Sepiidae. The record is from the annotation of a GenBank genome assembly.
AUGAUUUGCCGAAUUCAUGCUCAGAAGGUUGCGGCAUCCGAUACUAAUGCAGAUGGCACAGUAGGGACAGAUCUCUUAGAUUGCUUAUGUACAAAAAACGAUUUGCCGAAUUCAUGCUCAGAAGGUGCCUUUAGAGCGGCAUCCGAUACUAAUGCAGAUGGCACAGUAGGGACAGAUCUCUUAGAUUGCUUCUGUACAGCGCUCACGGAAAACGAUUUGCCGAAUUCAUGCUCAGAAGGUGCCUUUAGAGCGGCAUCCGAUACUAAUGCAGAUGGCACAGUAGGCACAGAUCUCUUAGAUUGCUUCUGUACAGCGCUCACGGAAAACGAUUUGCCGAAUUCAUGCUCAGAAGGUGCCUUUAGAGCGGCAUCCGAUACUAAUGCAGAUGGCACAGUAGGGACAGAUCUAUUAGAUUGCUUAUGUACAACACUCACGGAAAACGAUUUGCCGAAUUCAUGCUCAGAAGGUGCCUUUAGAGCGGCAUCCGAUACUAAUGCAGAUGGCACAGUAGGGACAGAUCUAUUAGAUUGCUUAUGUACAACACUCACGGAAAACGAUUUGCCGAAUUCAUGCUCAGAAGGUGCCUUUAAGAGCGGCAUCCGAUACUAA